UGGGCCUGUCAGCGCGGCGGGAGAAUUGGCAAGGCGCGAAGGCGCUGGCGGGCAAUCACAGGCGAGAAGUUUGGAAGACUCACACUUUUCGCCCAACUCACACCUCUCGCUAGGAUAGGGCAUUAUAGAUUCUUGCCAUCAGGGCGAGAAGUGUGAGUGAUCGGAAAGUGUGAGUCCCCCGUAGCAAUAAGUUUGCAAUACAUCAUACUAGCUUACAAGCUGAGUGCUGCAAGCCGAAGGAGGAGGAAAGCGCUCCAAACCAAAUUAAUAUCAUUGUUCAUCUUCUGUACUUCCUGGUUCCUGCCGUCGAGGACUCCACCUCGAGAUGGAUCUCUACAAGCAAAUGGAAAUUAUCGACAAGCGCAACAAAUUGUGCAAAGUGGGCAAUGCACCAAUUACCAAGAAGUCUUGGAAAGCCAAAACAUCACAUAUACUGCAAUUCAACCUUCCACUUUUACAAAAUGAUGAAGACCUCGAAUUCAGUUUGCGUCAGGUGCUAGACAGGAAGCGAGCCUUAUACAAGAUUAUGUAUCCAUUCCUAACACUGGAUCAAAUCCAGAAGAAGGCCAUUGACUCUCUUGGAUUAAAAGGAGUGAAAAACAACUUUGGUGCCAAAAAUUCGGCUUAUCCAGGGCUCAUUCCCUCAGUUACUGUGCACCCAGCUAUGAUGCUUGAUUUCCAUUCUUACUACCAAAGCUGCGUGGUAGCUGUAGACCAAAGUGGUCCAGACUUGAUGCACAGCAGGUCGUCAUCGUUCAGAUCCUCCUGUGAUGUGUCUCCCGCUGCUAAGAUUUCUGUCUCUCUCAUUUCACCUGGGGCAGACAAAAAUGACAAAAAUAAAGAUAGCCAAGUCUUCAAAGUGCCUCAAACACCACCACCCACCAAAGCCAAAAUAUAUAAAACACCAGUCACUGCUGCAAAGGAAAUUGAAUCUUCCCCCUCGUCAGCCUCAAUUGAAUCGGCUUAUAGCCUGUUUGCUGACCUGCCAGAGUCCCCCAAGCCAAAGCCCAAGGCUUGCAAAAGUCUGGGGACUGUUGUUAGGAAGAGACUGAUUGGAGAUGAUUCCGACCAUGAUGUCAGUGAAUGCAAUACUCCAGCUUCCAGUUUGAAAACAAGAAGAAAAUCAACUCCUGGCAACUUGUACCACUCAUCUCCAAUGAAGCCCAGAAUCCAGAAGAUCACACCAAAGUUCCUUUGCCAGUCUGAAAGCAGCAUUUCCGCGGACGAGGACAGAGCUAGAUUCCAAAAAUCUAUGGCUGCCAUGACGAGAAAGAGAACUCUGCGUGGCACUCCGUUGCCUGCCUUCGCCAUGCCCAAACGACGGGCUCCAACUCCUCUGGUGGAGCGCAAUACCCAGUCGAAGCUACGACAACUAACACCCUUGAAGAGAAGAUUUUCUCUGGGUUCCGAGAUGACAUGCCAAGACUCACUUUUUGGCAACCAGACGCGUGCUCUCAAAUCUGCUUGUGACUUGAGCAAUCUGAUUUCGCUGGGACAGACAGACGAGAAUUUUGCUCCUCUGUGUGAAUUUGAAGAGCAGGCAGACGACGUCAACAAUGGCUUCACUGCAGAGCAAUCUGAUGAACAAUAUCUCCAGGAGGAUAGUGAGACCACAGAGGAUGAUCAAUUUGGCCUUCCAACCACCAACUACGUUGACAAGGUGACCAAUUUUUUGAUCCAGUUGGAGUCUGAGAAACAUCCAGUUCCGAUGGAUAGUGCACCUGAAUAUUCUUCACCUGAAAUAUGAAUUUUCUUAUUUGUGUGUGAUACACACAACAUGCAUUUCUUCUGUCUAAGUUAGCUGAUAAAUAUAUGCCUCACUUUUGCAUUAAAGUGCUCAUUGUUAUUAAUUUAAUUCUUGAGAUGGUUUGAGAAAAUCAUAAAUUUAAAUUUGUCAGCCUUCUGUUUGUAAUGGAUAUUUAACAGUGAAAUAAAAUUUUUACUCAACGUA
Cloeon dipterum is the source of this 1951-nucleotide messenger RNA. RefSeq lists its product as uncharacterized. Bases 326 to 1747 code for a protein of 473 amino acids. The record is from RefSeq and is a predicted model, not a curated record. The transcript has 8 exons. NCBI's taxonomy places the organism in Eukaryota, Metazoa, Arthropoda, Insecta, Ephemeroptera, Baetidae.